GAUUUUGUACGUCUAUAAAUUGGAACCUCCAGACAAGUGUCUCACUGAAAACUCUUUUUCGUCGCUUGAUUUUCUUUGCUCGUGAGUGAAGGAAAAAAAAAAAAAAAGGAAGCAAUUCCAAGUUUCUUCUUCUAGCUUUCUCGUGUGAUCUUCUUCUAAGGGGGGGGGAGUAGGAUAGGAGGAGGAGAUGGCAGCGGUUAAGAACUUGGAGAAAAUGGCUUCUAUUGAUGCUCAAUUGAGGCUUCUUGCCCCAAGUAAGGUGUCGGAGGAUGAUAAGCUGGUGGAAUAUGAUGCUUUGUUGUUGGAUCGAUUUCUUGAUAUUCUUCAGGAUUUACAUGGGGAGGAUCUCAGAGAAACUGUUCAAGAGUGUUAUGAAUUUGCAGCUGAGUAUGAGAGAAAACGUGACCCUAGGAAAUUGGAGGAACUUGGGAGUGCUUUGACAAGUUUGGAUCCUGGGGAUUCUAUUGUUGUAGCGAAAUCUUUCUCCCAUAUGCUUAGUUUAGCUAAUUUAGCUGAGGAAGUUCAGAUUGCUUAUAGGAGGAGGAUAAAGUUAAAGAAAGGUGGCUUUGCUGAUGAGGCCAAUGCUACAACCGAAUCAGAUAUUGAAGAAACCUUCAAGAGACUUUUGCAGUUGAAUAAGUCUCCUCAAGAAGUAUUUGAUGCUUUGAAGAACCAGACUGUAGAUUUGGUUUUUACUGCUCAUCCUACUCAGUCUGUUCGUAGAUCUUUGCUUCAAAAGCAUGGCAGGAUUAGGAAUUGCUUGACUCAAUUGUAUGCAAAAGACAUAACUCCUGAUGACAAACAAGAACUUGAUGAAGCUCUGCAAAGGGAGAUUCAAGCAGCAUUUCGUACGGAUGAAAUCCGACGAACUCCUCCAACGCCACAAGACGAAAUGAGAGCUGGAAUGAGCUACUUUCAUGAGACAAUCUGGAAAGGUGUACCGAAAUUCUUGCGAAGAGUGGAUACUGCUUUGAAGAACAUAGGAAUUGAUGAGCGUGUUCCUUAUAAUGCUCCUCUUAUUCAGUUUUCAUCCUGGAUGGGUGGGGAUCGAGAUGGAAACCCCAGGGUUACACCAGAAGUAACGAGAGAUGUUUGCUUAUUAGCUAGGAUGAUGGCUGCUAACUUAUAUUUUUCCCAGAUAGAGGAUCUUAUGUUUGAGUUAUCUAUGUGGAGAUGUAGUAGUGAGUUACAGACCCGUGCUGAAGAACUUCAUAGGUCCUCAAGAAAGGAUGCAAAGCACUACAUAGAGUUUUGGAAACAAAUUCCUCCAAAUGAGCCCUACCGUGUUAUUCUUGGUGAUGUACGAGAUAAGUUAUACAAUACACGUGAACGUGCUCGUCAUUUAUUAUCCAGUGGAAUGUCUGAGAUUCCCGAAGAUACAACUUUCACCGAUGUUGAGCAGUUCCUAGAGCCUCUCGAACUUUGCUACAGGUCUCUUUGUGCUUGCGGCGAUAGGCCAAUUGCUGAUGGGAGCCUACUUGAUUUCUUGCGGCAAGUUUCUACAUUUGGGCUUUCACUUGUAAGACUGGAUAUCCGACAAGAAUCAGAAAGACAUGCCGAUGUCAUUGAUACUAUCACUAAUUACCUAGGCAUUGGUUCAUACAAAGAAUGGUCAGAAGAACAAAAGCAAGAAUGGCUACUAUCUGAACUCAGUGGCAAACGCCCACUUUUCGGUCCUGAUCUUCCGAAGACAGAAGAGACUGCUGAUGUUCUUGACACAUUUAAUGUCAUUGCAGAGCUUCCUUCAGAUAAUUUUGGUGCCUACAUUAUCUCAAUGGCAACAGCACCAUCUGAUGUGCUUGCUGUUGAGCUCUUACAACGUGAAUGUCAUGUGCAGAAGCCAUUGAGGGUUGUCCCAUUAUUCGAAAAACUUGCUGAUCUUGAGGCUGCUCCCUCUGCAAUGGCUCGUCUCUUUUCAAUUGACUGGUACAGAAACCGAAUUGAUGGUAAGCAAGAAGUCAUGAUUGGGUACUCGGAUUCAGGAAAGGAUGCUGGUCGUCUCUCUGCAGCUUGGCAGCUAUAUAAGGCCCAAGAAGAGCUCAUCCAAGUGGCAAAACAGUAUGGAGUUAAGCUCACAAUGUUCCAUGGCCGUGGAGGAACUGUUGGCAGAGGAGGGGGACCUACUCACCUUGCUAUAUUAUCUCAACCUCCGGAUACAAUUCACGGUUCACUUCGUGUCACGGUUCAAGGUGAAGUUAUUGAACAAUCUUUUGGGGAGGAACACUUAUGCUUUAGAACACUUCAACGUUUUACUGCGGCAACGCUCGAGCAUGGUAUGAAUCCACCUGUUGCUCCGAAGCCAGAAUGGCGUGCUCUCUUGGAUGCAAUGGCCGUUGUUGCUACAGAGAAAUAUCGCUCCAUAGUUUUCCAAGAACCCCGUUUUGUUGAAUACUUCCGCCUAGCAACCCCAGAGUUGGAAUAUGGUCGAAUGAAUAUUGGAAGUCGUCCAUCGAAGAGGAAGCCCAGUGGAGGAAUUGAAUCACUGCGUGCAAUUCCAUGGAUUUUUGCUUGGACUCAGACAAGGUUUCAUCUACCAGUUUGGCUUGGCUUUGGAGCAGCAUUUAAAUAUGCUAUUGAGAAGGAUGUGAAGAAUCUUCACAUGUUGCAGGAGAUGUACAGCCAAUGGCCUUUUUUUAGAGUCACAAUUGACUUAGUUGAAAUGGUGUUUGCCAAAGGAGACCCUGGCAUUGCUGCUCUGUACGACAAACUUCUUGUUUCCGAAGAUCUAUGGUCAUUCGGAGAGCAAUUGAGAGCUAACUAUGAAGAAACUAAAAACCUUCUCCUUCAGGUAGCUAAACACAAGGAUCUUCUUGAAGGAGACCCCUACUUGAGGCAGCGACUCCGUCUUCGUGAUUCUUACAUAACCACCCUUAACGUUUGCCAAGCGUACACGUUGAAGCGAAUCCGUGAUCCAAACUACAACGUGAAAGUUAGACCUCACUUGUCAAAGGAAUACCUUGAAUCAAGCAAAUCUGCUGCAGAACUUGUGAAGCUCAAUCCUCAAAGUGAGUACGCCCCGGGUUUGGAAGACACCCUCAUUUUAACGAUGAAGGGUAUUGCUGCUGGCAUGCAGAACACCGGUUAAGAUGAGACUAUGCCAUGUGGAUGCAACGUCUACGCCUGUUUUCCUCCAUAUACAUAGAUGUAUAUCGGUCGUGUUGCUGUGCUCUUAGGCCACCCCUCUAAUCAGUCUCUUUUGUAGUAACUUAUGUAAUAAGGACUUCUGAGUUUAUAAUAGUUGGAAAUGCAUCGAGUGUCAAUCUUUUUCCCCUGUAA
Molecule: messenger RNA, 3276 nt
Organism: Cucumis melo (muskmelon)
Lineage: Eukaryota; Viridiplantae; Streptophyta; Magnoliopsida; Cucurbitales; Cucurbitaceae
Product: phosphoenolpyruvate carboxylase 2
Exons: 11
Coding region: 188-3085 (965 amino acids)
Biological process (GO): carbon fixation; tricarboxylic acid cycle; leaf development
Cellular component (GO): cytosol; apoplast; chloroplast
Molecular function (GO): phosphoenolpyruvate carboxylase activity
Source: RefSeq, a predicted model, not a curated record